Microtus oregoni (creeping vole) is the source of this 1932-nucleotide messenger RNA. Its product is annotated as glucokinase regulatory protein-like. Lineage: Eukaryota; Metazoa; Chordata; Mammalia; Rodentia; Cricetidae. The record is from RefSeq and is a predicted model, not a curated record. Gene Ontology annotation, cellular component: nucleoplasm; cytosol; mitochondrion. Gene Ontology annotation, molecular function: enzyme inhibitor activity; enzyme binding; carbohydrate binding. Gene Ontology annotation, biological process: response to fructose; negative regulation of glucokinase activity; carbohydrate derivative metabolic process.
AUGUGAGGCACGAAACGGUAUCAGCAUGUGAUUGAGACCCCUGAGCCUGGCGAAUGGGAGUUGUCAGGGUAUGAAGCAGCUGUGCCAAUCACAGAGAAGUCCAAUCCCCUGACCCGGAACUUGGACAAAGCAGAUGCAGAGAAAAUUGUUCAGCUGCUGGGGCAGUGUGAUGCUGAGAUCUUUUUCCAGGAGGAGGGGCAAAUAGUGUCCACCUACCAGUGACUGUACAGUGAGUCAAUUCUGACCACCAUGUUGCAAGUGGCUGGAAAAAUCCAGGAGGUCUUGAAGGAGGUGCCAGAUGGAGGCCUGGUAGUACUGAGUGGAGGAAGAACCUCUGGCCGCAUGGCAUUCCUCGUGUCUGUCUCUUUUAACCACCUGAUGAAAGGCCUGGGACAAAAGCCUCUUUACACAUUCCUCAUUGCAGGCGGCAACAGGUCUAUCGUGGCCUCUCAGGAAAGGACAGAAGACAGUGCUCUACACGGGAUUGAUGAGCUGAAGAAGGUGGCUGCUGGGAAAAGAGUCAUUGUCAUAGGCAUUUCUGUUGGACUCUCUGCACCCUUUGUGGCAGGCCAGAUGGACUAUUGCACGGAUAACACAGCAGUCUUCUUGCCAGUCCUGGUUGGCUUCAAUCCGGUGAGCAUGGCCAAAAAUGACCCCAUUGAAGACUGGAGAUCAACAUUCCGGCCAGUAGCAGAGCAGAUGCAGAAGAUGCAAGAGAAACAGGAAGCUUUUGUGCUCAAUCCUGCCAUUGGGCCCGAGGGGCUCAGUGGCUCUUCCUGGAUGAAAGGCAGGAGCGCCACCAAGAUUCUGCUGGAAACCCUGCUGCUAGCGGCCCAUAGGACUGUGGACCUGGGUGUUGUGGCCUCUCAAAGAUGCCUUCUGGACAUCCUGAGGACAUUUGAGUGGGCUCAUCAGGUGACCUACAGUCAAAGUUCCAAAGUUGCCACCCUGAUGAAACAAGUCAGCACCAGCCUGGAGAAGAAAGGCCGAGUGUACUUAGUUGGCUGGCAGACCCUUGGCAUCAUCGCCAUCAUGGAUGGGGUAGAAUGCAUCCACACCUUUGGUUCAGAUUUCCAAGAUGUCCAUGGCUUUCUCAUGGGUGACCACAAUGACAUGUUUAACCAGAAGGCAGAGCUCACCAACCAGGGUCCCCAGUUCACUUUCUCCCAGGAGGACUUCCUGACUGCCAUUCUGCCAUCCCUUGUGGAAACUGACACUGUGGUCUUCAUUUUCACCCUGGAUGAUAACCUCGCAGAGGUCCAGGCAUUGGUGGAGCAGGUGAGAGAGAAGACCACGAACACCCAGGCCCUGGUGCACGGCACCGUGGGGCAGUCCUUGCCUGCCCCUCUAAAGAGGCUCUUCCCCUCCAUCAGCAGCAUUACAUGGCCACUUCUUUUCUUUGAAUAUGAAGGAAGCUAUGUCCAGAAGUUCCAGUGUGAGCUAAGCACCAAGUGGGUGUUGAAUACAGUGAGUACCAGGGCCCACGUGCUGCUGGGGAAGACCCUACAGAACCACAUGCUGGACCUCUGCAUCGUCAACUCCAAGCUCUUUUGGAGGGCACUGGCCAUGUUGCAGAGGUUUUCUGGACAGUCCAAGGCUCGCUGCGUCGAGAGCCUCCUCCAAGCAAUCCAUUUUCCUCAACCACUGUCAGAUGAUAUCUGGGCUGCUCCCAUCUUCCACCACGUCCAGGUUGUCCACGAGAAGGAAAAGGUGAUCCCCACAGCCUUGCUGAGCCUUUUACAAUGCUGCUCCAUCACAGAGGCUAAGGAACGCCUGGCUGCAGCUCCUUCCGUCUGCGAGGUUAUCAGGAGCACCCUCUCUGGGCCGGGUCAGAAGCGCACCACCCAAGCCCUUGGGGACCCAACAGCCUAUAGUGCAGUAAAUUGAUGUUUCUGGGACUGUGAAGAGGCUCUGCCAUCGGUCCAGUCCCAU